CCACACUUGAACACUCCAUUGUAGUAUUCAACUCUCACUCCACAACCUCGACCAGCAAUUCUCUCACCGGAGAUAGGAGCAAUUAUGGCGCCGAAGAGAAUCCGACCGUCCGUUUUUGUCUUCUUCUGUUUGGCCGUGAUUGGAACUCUAGCUCUUGCUCAGUAUGCUCUGCAGGCCAAAGGAUCCCAGGAAAGUCUGAAAGAAGUAACUCACAAAGUUUUCUUUGAUGUUGAGAUAGAUGGCAAACCUGCCGGUCGUAUUGUUAUGGGUCUAUUUGGUAAAACAGUUCCUAAAACAGCAGAGAACUUCAGAGCAUUGUGCACAGGGGAAAAGGGAGUUGGAAAGAGUGGUAAGCCUCUUCAUUUCAAGGGGAGCACAUUCCAUAGAAUAAUCCCCAGCUUCAUGAUUCAAGGUGGUGAUUUCACCCUUGGUGAUGGACGUGGAGGAGAAUCUAUUUACGGUGAAAAGUUUGCCGAUGAAAACUUCAAGAUCAAGCAUACUGGACCUGGACUAUUGUCAAUGGCAAAUGCCGGUUCUGACACCAAUGGCUCACAAUUCUUCAUCACAACUGUCACAACUAGCUGGUUGGAUGGUCGACAUGUCGUCUUUGGAAAGGUGUUGUCUGGAAUGGAUGUCGUUUACAAGAUGGAAGCCGAAGGAAGACAAAGUGGAACACCCAAAAGCAAAGUUACUGUGGCAGACAGCGGUGAACUUCCUCUGUAAUGGGGUUCUGAUAAAUGCAAUGUGUUUUACACAAUAAUCUAAGGUCGUUUUAGGUGUCAAUUAAGGUGUGGACAGUGUUUCCAAUUUUUUCAGUCCAUGUUUGAUAUCAUGUCAGGCACUGAAAAGAGGGGAAACUAAGGGAAGAAAAGAACAUCAUAGUGGCCAAGCGUCACUGGCUCACAUUUUAUCUGUGCAGUCAAUGUGUAGUUAAUCUCAACUUUUCUUUGUUAGCUUUGAUCGAAUUUUGCCUUUCAUA
This is a messenger RNA of Capsicum annuum, 979 nucleotides long. RefSeq names its product peptidyl-prolyl cis-trans isomerase CYP20-1. The record is from RefSeq and is a predicted model, not a curated record. Gene Ontology annotation, molecular function: peptidyl-prolyl cis-trans isomerase activity. Gene Ontology annotation, cellular component: intracellular membrane-bounded organelle. NCBI's taxonomy places the organism in Eukaryota, Viridiplantae, Streptophyta, Magnoliopsida, Solanales, Solanaceae. The transcript has 7 exons. The coding region runs from base 85 to 723 and encodes 212 amino acids. Gene Ontology annotation, biological process: protein peptidyl-prolyl isomerization; protein folding.